AGCAUGGCUAGGGAAGAGCUACAAGUGCUUAAAGCACUUGAUGUGGCGAAGACCCAGUUAUACCACUUCACUGCAAUUGUGGUUGCUGGUAUGGGUUUCUUCACCGACUCCUAUGACCUCUUCUGUGUUUCGCUCAUCACCAAAUUGAUUGGUCGCAUUUAUUACUACACACCUGGAUCAACUACCCCUGGUGUAUUAUCCAACAGCGCUAACUCAGCCGUCACUGGUGUGGCCCUCGUUGGCACCCUAGCCGGCCAGCUCUUCUUUGGCUGGCUCGGUGACAAGAUGGGUCGAAAGCGUGUCUAUGGUGUCACACUUAUGCUCAUGGUCGUCUGCUCUAUUGCCUCUGGCCUUUCCUUUGGUUCCACAGCCAAUGGAGUAGUGGCUACCUUGUGUUUCUUCAGGUUCUGGUUAGGUUUCGGCAUUGGAGGUGACUACCCAUUGUCAGCUACCAUAAUGUCCGAGUAUGCUAACAAGAAGAGCCGAGGUGCUUUCAUUGCUGCAGUCUUCGCCAUGCAAGGCUUUGGAUACUUAUUCAGUGGAAUCAUUGCUCUCAUCGUUUCUUCAGCAUUCAACGCCUCUUACCCUGCUCCGGCUUACGACAUUAACGCAGCCGCCUCCACUGUGCCACAGGCCGACUACGCCUGGAGAAUAAUAUUGAUGGUGGGUGCCCUUCCUGCAGCACUUACUUACUAUUGGCGUAUGAAGAUGCCUGAGACCGCUCGUUACACCGCCCUCGUCGCCCGGAAUGCUAAAAAGGCAGCUGCGGAUAUGGUGACGGUGUUGCAAGUGGAGUUGGAAGCAGAGCCAGACAAAGUGGAGAGGAUGGCAAUGUCGGCCUCCAACUCAUAUGGGUUUUUCUCUAAAGAAUUCCUUCGUCGACAUGGGCUUCACUUACUUGGAACCUCCACAACAUGGUUCUUCCUAGACAUUGCGUUUUACAGUCAGAGUCUGUUCCAGAAGGACAUCUUCACCGCAGUGAAUUGGCUCCCUGCUCCACAGACCAUGAGUGCAAUUCAAGAGAUGUACAUGAUUGCGAGGGCACAAACCAUCAUUGCUCUUUGUGGUACCAUUCCUGGGUACUGGUUCACCGUCGCUUUCAUUGAUUACAUUGGUAGGUUUGUAAUUCAAUUGAUGGGUUUCUUCUUCAUGAUGGCCUUCAUGCUUGGACUUGCCAUUCCUUAUACUUAUUGGAAGACUGGGCACCAAGCUGGCUUCGUGGUCAUGUAUGCGUUCACUUUCUUCUUUUCCAAUUUCGGGCCUAAUGCGACAACUUUUGUGGUGCCGGCGGAAAUAUUCCCAGCGAGAUUUAGGUCAACUUGCCAUGGUAUAUCGGCAGCAUCUGGUAAGGCUGGGGCAAUCGUCGGGGCAUUCGGCUUCGUGUAUGCCGCAGGGAACGCACCUGCUGGUAUCGGUAUACAAAACACAUUUUACUUGCUUGCUGCGACCGACUUCUUGGGAUUGAUUUUUACGUUCUUGGUGCCCGAUGCAAGGGGAAAAUCUCUUGAGGAAAUAUCCGGUGAUGCCGCCGAGUCUGAAGAAGGAAAUGGGAUGGAGGAGACUGUUUCUGCUUAA
This is a messenger RNA of Telopea speciosissima, 1575 nucleotides long. Its product is annotated as low affinity inorganic phosphate transporter 3-like. The transcript has a single exon. Gene Ontology annotation, biological process: transmembrane transport; phosphate ion transport. NCBI's taxonomy places the organism in Eukaryota, Viridiplantae, Streptophyta, Magnoliopsida, Proteales, Proteaceae. Gene Ontology annotation, cellular component: membrane. Gene Ontology annotation, molecular function: phosphate transmembrane transporter activity. Bases 4 to 1575 code for a protein of 523 amino acids. The record is from RefSeq and is a predicted model, not a curated record.